Bactrocera latifrons is the source of this 3294-nucleotide messenger RNA. RefSeq lists its product as uncharacterized. Bases 149 to 2665 code for a protein of 838 amino acids. The transcript is spliced from 8 exons. The record is from RefSeq and is a predicted model, not a curated record. Gene Ontology annotation, biological process: regulation of mitochondrial mRNA stability. NCBI's taxonomy places the organism in Eukaryota, Metazoa, Arthropoda, Insecta, Diptera, Tephritidae.
CCAUCCAUAAGAUGCGUAAGACUACGCAACUGUGUCCAUAAGAACGUGUGUAUCAGAGAAAUAAACUAUCGAUAGUGAUAUUGUCACCGAUUGUUUAACAGCUCCAAUAUCUGCCAAUAAGUUUAUAUAUAUAUUAUAAACAAUAAUUAUGUUAUUAAAUAUUAUUACCAACCAAAAAUUUACAUUUGUCAUUCGAGUUUGUCAAAAGUGUAUUGCUAAUGUAUACAGUGUACAACCUCACAUAUUUUCAUAUCAGAAAAUUGGCUACAGUAAAUAUUUGAACGGACGGUUUAUUCAUAACUAUAUUUCAUCAGAUAAAAAUGUACCUAAACCAAUGACUAAAACUAAAAUCCAUAAAGAUGCUGUACUGGUAAAAAAUACCAUUGACCCCUUGGCACUUAAUGAAACAGAAUCAUCAACUUUUAAAUUUAAAUUGCUGUUAUAUGAUGAAAACAAAGAUGAAAUAAUAGCCGAGCUUAAUGCUUGUAAGGAUACAUCCCAACUAUGGCAGUUCAUAAAAGAAUACCAUGAGGUAUUUAAAUGUAACCAUAUUGUUCAGUCAAUAUUGGUUCUGAGAGAUAUUUUUCAAGAUCGUAAGGAUUGCUUAGUUACAGAAGAAUUAUUAAAAGUAAUUUUAAGGGCUUUGGAGCCCCACGUAAAUUCAAUAAAUAUCAGAGAACAAAGUUGUUGUUAUCUUUGCCUCCGAAAAUUUGGUGUUCCUAACACUAAUUUGGUUAUGCAGCAGUUGCUCCUGGGUGCAUUAAGGAAGGUCUGUAUUUCGUCACCAGAUAAACCAAUUGCGUUAGCUGCAUUAUGUCGAUUAGCUGUUGGUAUUAACACUGGCAAUGAUUUUCACGUUCCUACAGUUUGUAGUUCCUUUAUGCCACAUAUAAUGCUCCAUAUUGAACAUUGUGAUAACGAAGAGGACUUGCGUCUUCUUUCAAUAUGCAUAUUAAACCUACAACCUUUAAUUACGACAGAUAUUUUGGAAACAUUUAAAAAAAAAUUAGAUCUUUUAAUUAGAAAUGGUGUUAUUAACACAAAAACUCCUAGAACGACAAUAAAACUACUACAUUUAUUAAAUAUUUCAAUAUGGUCACAAAAAAAUGGUCAAAUUAUACGACAGCUUUUAUUAUUAUUAUAUCCAAGUUUUUCAAAUCUUAAUAUAACGGAUCUUAAAACAAUAAGUAGAGUUUUUAGUUACCAUUUAGAACCAUCAGCUCUAAUUAACCCAUUUAGCAAAUUGAUGAAAAAUUUACUUCAAAGGCACCAAACGGUCGAUGUUCUCGCCGCCUAUUUACCAUUUCUAGAACCUUUUUGGCGAGAGCCAACAAUUGAAAUUUUUAAAAAUUUGCUUUUUACUUCCGAAAAAAGCCUAUCUACAUAUCCGGCCACCGAGUAUUUUCAAAUAAUUCGUGCUUUAAAAAUAUCAGAUUCGAAAAUAUGUGAUGCAUAUUGGGCUAAUAUUUUGAAAUCCUUAAAUUCGAAUGAUGAGGAGAAAAAAAACCUUCGGUUUCUAAGACACUGUCAUCGUUAUAUGCAUUUUAAUAAUAAUUUGGGAGGAACAUACCGCUUCAUUCCUCUCGAACGGAGGCUCUCUCAAUUGGCUAUGGAAUUGAUAGAAAAUGAUGUAUCUGGACGACUACCAUCAAAGUUUGCGCGUUUAGCAGCUUUUGUAUUAGCAUAUGGUCAUACACCUUUUGGAUGGAAAAAGUUUCCUAAUGUUGUACUUUCCAAAAUUAUAUCCAUGUCUAGCCAAUUCAGUACUAUAGAUUGUUUUCUUCUUAGUCGUGGGGUUUAUAUUGCUUUGGAAUUGCGAUUUCGUAAUAUGAUUCCAUCGUUAUUGGGUAUGCAACUAACUACUAUAGAUAGCGUAUUAACCGAUUGCAUUGGGCGCCAUUUGGAGAGCAAGUACUUGUCGAUUUUUGAUUUAAACACCAUAGUGCGAACACUUGGAUACAGAAAAUCUUUGAAGAAUAAAACAAUUUAUCAAGAAGCCUUAAGCAGGUAUAAUCAACUUGAUUAUAGUGAACUUAAUUCUCGUUUAAUUCGGGAAAUGGCUUACAAUUUCAAUAUAUCAAACUGCAUUGUACCUAGUGCUAUGGAAGCCAUGUUCACAUACAUUGAAACUAAUCAGAAAUACGUAAUUGGCGAAACUGUGGAGAAAGUUUUAAGUUGCGCUUAUAAUUUAGGUUAUAUGCCACAAUCUGAAGCUGUACUUAAUAACGCUGCAUUUAUUUUAAAACGAGACUUCGAAAAUAUGAGUGGCUUGUCGAUUGUGCAAGCAUGUCUGGCGCUAUGCUACUAUAAAUCGAUGCCUGAAGAUCUUAUUGACAAAGUGUUUUGUGUUAAAUUUAUUCAAAGAAUAGAAGAGGAGAUUCACGUGUGUUACUCCAAGGCGACUUAUCCCGAACGAGUACUUAACUUAAUAAUGAAGUUAAAUCGGACAGUGUGCCUGGAUUACCCGGAGGCGAAUGUACCAUGGUUUCAACAAAAUUACUUAGAAGCUCAACUCAGCAAAAAACAUAAAAAUCGAAGCAAAUUUGGCGACGAUGUCAAAAAUCUCCUGAAUGCAGUUUUAAGCGAUGAUAGUUUCUUCAGUUGUAAUCACAUUACACCUUAUGGAUAUCAACCAGCUUUAAAUUGCUGUUACCAAUGCCAUUGAGCUGUGCAUUUAUACAAGUACAAUUCGUAUGGAGUACCCUAUAAGAAUUCGAACCCAUUACAGAGCAAAUUAAGAUUUCACAUCGAGUUCGCUCAAUUUUGCUAUUUCGCAUCAUCAAAAUUUUCGCAAGCUUCUUGAUUGCCCAAUUUUAUACCAUAUAGAGCCCAAUAAAGUUAUUUUUGGGCUUUUUGUCUCCAAAUUUUUAAUUAUUUGUACCCCCAAAGGAUCCAUCGGAUUCAAAUCAAGACUGGCCACUUUUUAAGUGCGAUUUUGCGUUCUUAAAUCCAUUUUAUAAACGCGAAUGCUAACGUUAUCUAUCCCUAAAAUGGCGCCUUUAUCAUAUCACCAAAAAUUUAGGGAAACUAGCUGUUUUACAAAACCAAGCAAGUGUUGCAGACCAAGAUAACUUUACAGGACUUGCAAGUUUGGCAUUCAAGAAGCUUGAAUGCGUAAUCAUACGAAACAGCAAAAUUUAGUGAACUCGAUAUGAAAUCGUAGUUUUGAGGUUAUUAUUUAUUGAGAACUUAAUAAAAUUAAGCAUAUCAAACAUGAAGUUGGUGCGUUUAUAGGAGUAUGCUAUAUUAUUAAACGGAAUUGAAUUAAAUAUAACAACAACAACGAAAACGCAA